AUGGGUGCGCACCCUGCUGCCAAGCACCCUGCCCGCACCGAGUCUUCUGCGUCUCCCGUGCCUCCCGGCAACGUCAAGGGCGAGACGGCUUCCAGCCACCAUUCCUUCGGGAGUCUCUCCGGAAUUUCCUCGACCGCGACGUCGGCGCUCAGGGGUCUCGCCUCCGGGGUAAAUCUAGGCGGAGGGGGGAACGGCGCCAGCGGCGUGGGCGGCAGCGGGAGCACUACCAACUCUGAGGUUGGCCUUGGGUCUGGGAGGCUGUCACAUGAGCUGCCUAGCAUUCGGAAAGGAUACCUGCUCAUGCUCACAAAGCCCGGUCAAGCCUGGAGCGGUACCGCAGGAGGAGGAGGUGUAGGCGUAGAGGCUGGCGGCGGGGAGUGGUCGGAGCGGUUCUUUUACCUUUUGGGACAUUUCCUCAGAUACAAGAAGCAAUCUCGCAACCUUACAUCGGUCAACCUCAAGCAGACGGACCACGUCGAGUUCAACCUCCAGUCCGCCGUCGUGGAAACCUUGGAGGAGGCCCAGGAGCGAGAAGGGAGAGAGGGCGCGUCUGUCAGCUCUCAUUCCCGACGGAAGCACGCCUUCCGGCUAGUGUCGACAUCCGCGUCGAAGGAAAAGCCUUCUCCUGCCUCUCCCGCUGCUCUUUCCACGGCGUCCUUCGGUGAAGCUAGGUCAUCGAGGUCUGGCACGACUCCGUGCGAGGCUGCCUUGGCGAAGGAUGCGGCGGAGGCGGAGGAGCGAAACUCCCGCCAUUCUUGGUCGCCGGCUAGCCCCUGCAACGGUGGUGGCAAGCCGUCGCGGCAGGUGUGGGUCCUGGCCGCGACAAGCGAAAAGGAGCGAGCAAUGUGGAUGCAGGCCAUUCGAGAGGCUAUAUCUUUGGGUCGGGAGUUGCUCUCCUGUGGGGAGGCGGGGUGUGAACCGGGACCUCUGUUCGCUUUGGCGCGAAGGAUGAGCGAGGAGCUAGAAGUCCGCGAUCGACAUCACCGGCUUCGUUUUUAUCGCUCCUGCUUCUUAGGCGAAGACGCGGUCUCUUGGUUGCAAUCGGAAUGCGGCCCCUGUUCAGUCGAGGAGGCGUUGAGGCGAGGAAACAAGAUGGUCGCAGCGGGGCUCAUCUACCACUGUACCUACGGGCAUAGCCUUGAGAACAGCCGUCUUUUUUACAAGUUUGCCAAUUCCGUAGUUUCGGCGUCGGGCGGCUCCAGGGUAUCACUCUCCCGUCAAACAUCGGGAGAGAGAACCGGCGCCAAAAGCAACCGCUUUGGCGUCAAGGGCGUCGGCUACGGAGGGGGGGUCACAGACGGCAAUCGCCCCUACCGGAGCACGAACGAUCUGGCCGGCAUCGUGAGCAGAAGCAGCGGCGAGCACAACUACGACCACCGCCGGUAUUUUGGGGGGGCAGGAGAGCGGGGCAGCAGCGGGGAAGGCGGCGGGGGUUCGGACGCGUCGUCGGAAGAUAGCGGCAGCGUCGUUUCGGUCGACAACAGCGGGUCGGCCGUCUGCCGCGGCGAAGCGGCCCCCCCAUCCACGGUGGAUGGCGAAGGGAAAGGCGUGGGGUCGGGUGUGGUGUUGUUAUCGAAGAGUGUCGUGGCGGCGACCGCUGCUGCUGCGUCUUCGGACGGACGGAGCGGUUUCCGAGAAAGUUCUGGCGGUCACGCCGGCGAGAAGAAGGCCACAACGAGGAGGAUUGCCAGGGAGUUGGAGGAACUGAAGCUCGCCUGUGCCGAGAUGGAGCGGUCGCAAAUGCGGACGGAGCGACAGAUGCAGGCCUUUGCAACCGGGUUGCUGGGUUGCGUGGAGACCUCGAUGGACGGAGCCCUCGCCUCAACGGCGGCCGCCCUAGCCCUUGCGGCCUUCGGACUGGCCCUGCAGGCGGUGCACCUGGACGGGUCCGGGCGGCCCACAGCCGUGGCGGCGGCGGGAGCAGCGGCAGCAGGGGAGGGGGACGGGGACCUCGCCGGGGGAACACGGUUCGCGCCGCGAAUCAUGCAGGCGAUGCUGAUCGCCCUCGUGACGAUAGCUCUCCGGUCCUACGCCAAUGGCCGCGAGGCUGUAGGUCGGGCGAUCGAGGCUGCGAAGGGGUUAUGCUGCGGCGAGACGAUGCCGUCGUCAGGGUUCGGCCAGGGGUGGGAAGGAGGAAGUGGUGGGGCGAUGGGGAAGGCGGCUGCAGCAGACGCUUUUGCGGUGCCAUUAUUGCAUCCGGGGCAGGCGAACGAGCUCCUCCGGACGACCGUCGGCAACGGCACCCGCAGCCGAAGCACCACAGAGUCAACGCCCUCCGCCGGAUCGCUCAACAUUCUCAGUCGCGUGGCCUCCAACAAACCCCCAGCCCUGCCCCCGCAGCCGGCGGACCCCCCGCAGCUGGCAGAGCGCAGCCGCGGCGGUCCGAUGUCGUCGGACUCUUGUCCGGCCCCGCUACCGGACUCGUCAUCCGACGUGAUGAGUCGCGACAGUAGUGUCGCCGUCGCCGGUGCCGAUUCCGCGGCGCGUGUGUCGGCGUCUGUGGCUGUCGGGGAGGGGGCGGCAGGCGUUGAGGCUAGUGGUACGGAUAAGGACAAGGGGGGUGGGGUAAUUGACGGGGGCGGUGAUGUUGCGGCGGCAGGCGGCGUAAGAGGAGAGAGGCCCGAGCUGGCAAGCUUGCCUCCGGAAAAGGAGUGGCCGCACCACCCCAUCUUCGUCAGACUCAGCCCUUCCGUCGGAGAUCAGGUGAGGUUAGACGGCCACAAGCCCAACUCGUCUAUCCCGGUGAACAGCGACGACAUCGCCGUACCGUUCGAGACGCCGCUUUUCAAAGGUCGUCUUCUGGUGCGAGUGGCGGGGCUGCCUGGAGACGGAGCGCAGGACUACUUCCGGGGAAAGAAACGGCUCAUGCAGUGCGCUGUGCAGGGCGAGUUUAAGAAGGAGCUUCCGUUCGACCGAGUCUACACUGGACAGGCGUACGACCGGCCUUUCACGCAGCUGCCCGCGAAGUGGCUCAUCCGCUCGGCGUUCUCCUUGAUACGGAGACUUUCUCCCGCCCUUCGGGAGGACAUCACCGGCGAGCGGCCGUAUAUGGUCAGCCCACUGGCGGCGACGGCCCAGUCCAUGCGUGCCGAAGCGCCCGGAGACGAGGUUGCCAUCGUGGGCGACCUUGGCGAGGAGACCGGUCUGCUGGGAGAGUCGUUCAUGGACAGCUGCGUCCCGUCUUCCGCCCGGAAAAAGUUUUUCAACAACCCGAGAAACCUCAAGGCCUACUCCUUCAAGCCUGGCGUGGUCUACACCUUCGACUUCUACCAGCACUUGUACAACGCGGUAACGUUCGAGCUCGACCUCGGCUUCCGGAAAGUGAAGCUCGCCGACUACCUCAACCACCAACCGGCACAGAUUAUGGCGUUGGACUUCGACACGGGCGAGAUGCUGUGGAACGUCGAGAUUUGGAAUGCGGCUCUGCUGAAAAUGACCAACCGAAGUUGAUGAGGACACGCGUUGUUCGCUUUGGACACUGCAGAGGAAGCUGGCGGAAGUCUCGGUCAACGCGUAGAUUGGAUGUUCUAGAGUCACACGUGGUGUUCUAAGUUGCAUGGCUCAAAAGAGUUGACUCUGUGUACAGCAGAGUCCGUGCAAGGAGGAUCAAUGGAGAGAAUGGCUCAGUUUUUGGUCACGUCACAAAAGCCAAUGGCUGACGGAGGAAAGGAGGAACCGUAUCCGUUACAAUUUUGGGGUCGGCUAGCUUGCCAGGCUAGUUUGCCACCCACCCAUUGUAUUCAUAUGUUGAUAAGGGAACGUGCUUUCCUCCUUUUCUUUUUUUUCGGUGUUUUGUACUUGUACCGCGGCAUGUUUGUGACAAGAAAAUGUGGCACCAGAGCUUGGUGCGGUUUCCUUGGGAAGUGGCUGCCUCCCAGCUCGGCCCUGCUAGAGCAAGUUAGGGUCUGUACCAGUUUCGACGAAGGCGUGCAGAUAGUGUUUUGUCUACGAUACCUCGAUGGAAGUUCACGCCCAAGCUGCGGAUUGGGGGUGGGUGGGUGGCGUAGAAUUGUGGCCACGAGAUCCGUUUGUUUGUGGUAGUCUACCUUGCUUGACCGGAAUAGUAUUAGCUCGACAUGUAGUUGUCCACGUCUGGGUGUGGAUACCAUGUUGUCGUGGUUGCCAAAUCGGCUUGGUCGAUCAUGAUCGCGCUUCUAGAACCCGAAAGCACACAAGGCCACAGUAUCAUAGGAAGCUGAAAAUCAGGCAGGGUACAAUACUCUGUUUUUUGGGUGGCUUCGGCUCUAGAGGGAAUGGGAAUUUCCGGGUCAUACCCCUGAUCUAAGUUGGUCGGAACGUGAGGCUGUCUUGCCACGAACUUCUUCUUUUUUUUUCUGUAUCAUACCGAGGGACGAGGUCGCGGCCAUUUGCACACGUUUCCAGCCAGCACGGAUGGCGCAUAGUAUGUAGUCGUGGAGCGUUGGACUUUGUACGUGAGGGCGUGCGCUAAUUCCGCAUGCGGCAGAGCUUGUCGGUCGGAUGUGUCGUUUGUUUCGAACUGUCGCGAGAGAACCAUGAUGCUGCAGUAGCACUCUGUAAUCAAGCACGAGCUUCAAGCCCCGCGGAAGGUGGUACUGAAGGACAAUUGAUGGUU
Ectocarpus sp. CCAP 1310/34 is the source of this 4594-nucleotide messenger RNA. The record is from the annotation of a GenBank genome assembly. Lineage: Eukaryota; Phaeophyceae; Ectocarpales; Ectocarpaceae.